AUGGCAUCUUUAAAGCUGCCAAAACAUAAAUCCACAGGGGGAGCACCAAAAGCUGGGGAGCCCUGGGGGCUCCAUGGGAGCCGGGGUGGGCAGCAGCGACCGCGCGGCUCCGGCGCUCGCAGCGGCCUGCGGCGACACCGAGCGGAGCCGAGCGCAACUGACGGCGCCGGGACACCGCGGCCACCGGGACACGGCCACCGGGACACCGCGGCCACCGGGACACGGCCACCGGGACACCGCGGCCACCGGGACACGGCUACCGGGACACCGCGGCCACCGGGACACGGCCACCGGGACACCGCCGCCGGAACACGACCACCGGGACACGGCCACCGGGACACGGCCACCGGGACACCGCCACCGGGACACGGCCACCGGCACACGGCCACCGGGACACCGCCGCCGGGACACGACCACCGGGACACGGCCACCGGGACACGGCCACCGGGACACCGCGGCCACCGGGACACCGCCGCCGGGACACGGCCACCGGGACACGGCCACCGGCACACGGCCACCGGGACACCGCCACCGGGACACCGCCACCGGGACACGGCCACCGGGACACGGCCACCGGGACACCGCCACCGGGACACGGCCACCGGGACACCGCCACCGGGACACGGCCACCGGGACACGGACACCGGCACACGGCCACCGGGACACCACCACCGGCACACGGCCACCGGGACACCACCACCGGGACACGGCCACCGGGACACCACCGCCGGGACACCGCGGCCACCGGGACACGGCCACCGGGACACGGCCACUGGGACACGGCCACCGGGAUACCGCGGCCACCGGCCAGGACACCACGGCCACCAGCCCCUCAAAGGCAGCGGGCAGGACUCGGGCUCUCCUAGUCUCUCCAUCGCCAGCGAACAGUGCAGGGACAGGUCAUGGGAAAGCCACAACGGGACACAGAUAAUCACAGAAUGGUUUGGGUUGGAAGGGAUCUCCUUCCACAAGGCAGGGGCAGGGACUCCUUCCACAAGGGGAAAGAGAGAAGGCAAAAGAAGCUGGAGUGCAGGCUCUGUAUGA
Molecule: messenger RNA, 1044 nt
Organism: Vidua chalybeata
Lineage: Eukaryota; Metazoa; Chordata; Aves; Passeriformes; Viduidae
Exons: 1
Coding region: 1-1044 (347 amino acids)
Source: RefSeq, a predicted model, not a curated record